Messenger RNA from Saprolegnia diclina VS20, 980 nucleotides. RefSeq lists its product as hypothetical. The coding region runs from base 31 to 855 and encodes 274 amino acids. The record is from RefSeq and is a predicted model, not a curated record. NCBI's taxonomy places the organism in Eukaryota, Oomycota, Saprolegniomycetes, Saprolegniales, Saprolegniaceae. The transcript has 3 exons. Gene Ontology annotation, molecular function: trans-aconitate 2-methyltransferase activity.
GCGGUCGGCAGCACUUGCCAAUUUUGCACGAUGGCCACGACGCGCGCCGCCCGUGCGUGGGCACCAUCGCACUACCUCAAGUUUGAGUCUAGCCGCCUCCAGCCCGCUCUCGACUUGCUCCAGCGCAUCCACGCACCCAACGAUGUAGCUUCGAUUGUCGACUUGGGCUGCGGCACGGGCAACAUCACGCCCUUCAUGCGCGAGCGCUGGCCCCACGCACGCAUUCAUUGUGUCGACUCGUCGAACGACAUGCUUGCGUCCGCCCGUACCGCGCACGCCGGCGUCGUCGACAACGUCGAGUACACGCAGGCCGACUUUGAAAGUUUCUCGGUUGACGAGCCCGUCGACGUUAUCUUCUCGAACGCGGCGCUGCAUUGGGUCUCGUACGACGUACACAAGGUCCUCCUGCCACGGCUCUUUUCGCUCCUCAAGCCAGGCGGCGUCUUGGCCUUUCAGAUGCCCGACACCCGCGCCCAAGCCAGCCACGCGCUCAUGCCCAAAGCCGCGUGUGCAGUCGGCGUCGAUGUAUCGGGCGUGCGAUGGGUGACAACCGAGCAAGACACGUCGACUUACUACCGCCUCUUUGCCGCCAUCAACCGCCCAGAAGCCAUCCAUUUGUGGAUCACCGAGUACACGCAGGUGCUAGCUACGACCAAGCAGCAGCAUCCGGUCGUCGAUUUUGUGGCGUCAACGGGCCUCGGGCCGUACGUCAAUGCCAUUUCCGAGGCUGCCACGCGCGAGGCCUUUCUGCAAGCGUAUGCGUCGCGGAUUGCGGCGGCGUAUCCCAUCGAGGCCGACGGCUGCGUGCUCUUCCCGUUCAAGCGCUUCUUCUGCGUCGUUCAGCGAGACGGCUAGAUGCACCAAGCGUGAAGUAGCUUCCGUGCCACAGCCAGCGCGGCAGAGAGCGGCGACAUCGCGGUCCAAUCUCGCCGUACAACUCGAAUGCAACGACGCUUGGUGGAAUCUGUUUGCAUUUGGAA